CAUUGAUAGACCGAAACGAGAUGCAGAGUUAAUCACGUCUUAUCAGUCUUGCUGCUUGACUCAUCGCCAUGGGACGCAAAUCGGUUGUGCUCGGUGUAAUAUUUCUCUCAGCUGUCAGUGUCAUUGCGGUCGAUCGAACACCCUUAAGGUACGUUCCCUUCCGGUGUCGAGGUGGCAUUUCCGUGUCGAUAACGUUCCGUUGCGAUGGGUUCGCUCACUGCCCGGAUGGUUCAGAUGAGGAAGGUUGUCGGAGCGUAUCGCUCGUUGAAGGACCGCCUGAAAGCGUCACCGUGCAAGAGGGCGAGUGGAUGAAUCUAACGUGUCGGGGAACUGGCGUACCGUCCCCAAGUGUACGAUGGAAAAUGAAUGGAAAAGAGCUACUGGAUCCGGUUUGUGAUUGGGUCUCGGAGGAUGGCGUUGGACAUCUUGCUUGUAAGAUGCGUCUGAUAGAUUCUGGGAAUUAUUCCUGUCAUUUGGUAAAUCCGCUCGGCACAAUCGAUGUACAACCGGUGACGAUGGCCACGGUGCAAGGGAAUCCAUGUCCGAAAGGAGAGUUCUUAGCCGGAGAAGGAAGUGCCAAGUCUUGUAUGAAGUGUUUCUGUUCUGGCGUCAGUGAUCUGUGCCACAAAGCAGAUAUGUACCGGUGGAAUAACACACUGGCGUUGAACGACUGGAAAAUGAGAUACGCAACGUGGGAUGGCAAAGGUACUGUGAAGAUAGAGCAAAACAUCCAGAAUUUCUCUUCAAACCGGACGCUGUACUACAGCCUACCAUAUCGAUUCAUUGAGCAUCAGACCAAAUCAUACAGCGGAUAUCUUCAGAUCCCUCUCGACACGGGAGAAGAAAUACCAAGAAUCAUUGUGAUGGUAUAACAUUGAAGACAAAUCACUCAAAUAUCCCAACAUCCAACAUUUUGUUUUCUACGUUGUAGGGUUAUAACAGAACGCUCAUCUACAGGAACAACCACAAAGACGAGAUCCUCAACGGGAUGGCUAGAAUCAAGCUACAUGAAACCAACUUCUUUCACCCAAACGGAACGGCAAUCGAUCGGAUUGAGCUACUAAUAGUGCUUUCGUACAUUGAUCACUUCUUGAUUGAAAUGCGCCCAAAAAAUGGACGAUAUAUACCAAGCGAACAGUCGAUCGUAAUGGACUCUGCAAGCAGUUAUCAGAGAGGAAUAGGCAAGGCAGCGUUCGUGGAAGAGUGUCGAUGUCCGGUUGGAUUUCGUGACAGUUCCUGCGAACGGUGCGACUUUGGUUACAAUCGGGCAUUCGUUGGACCACCGAUGGGCCUGUGCAUGCCCUGGGAAUGGCAUCGGGAGCGCUACGUCCCUCCGAGCACCACAACAAGAGCAUACCAUUACGUUUGACCUGCGAGAUUAGAUAUAUUGGAUUCUAGUAUACCGAAUUAUUUCACUGUUAUAUCAAGCAGGAAAUCACGAAACGUCAAAUCAAACUCUUUUCGUUUAUCAA
This is a messenger RNA of Anopheles gambiae (African malaria mosquito), 1472 nucleotides long. Its product is annotated as basement membrane proteoglycan. Gene Ontology annotation, molecular function: protein binding. Bases 69 to 872 code for a protein of 267 amino acids. The transcript has 3 exons. NCBI's taxonomy places the organism in Eukaryota, Metazoa, Arthropoda, Insecta, Diptera, Culicidae. The record is from RefSeq and is a predicted model, not a curated record.